Messenger RNA from Talaromyces amestolkiae, 396 nucleotides. RefSeq lists its product as uncharacterized. The coding region runs from base 1 to 396 and encodes 131 amino acids. Gene Ontology annotation, biological process: mitochondrial respiratory chain complex II assembly; succinate metabolic process. The transcript is spliced from 3 exons. NCBI's taxonomy places the organism in Eukaryota, Fungi, Ascomycota, Eurotiomycetes, Eurotiales, Trichocomaceae. Gene Ontology annotation, cellular component: mitochondrial intermembrane space; mitochondrion. The record is from RefSeq and is a predicted model, not a curated record.
AUGAGAGUCCUCACCCGCCUCCUCGCCGCUCCCAUCACGAUCGGCUCCAAAGCAAGCCUCAACACCGAACCUCUCGCUCUGCUUCCUCCGAUUCCGCUGUACCGACGUCUGCUUCGAGUACAUCGCAAAAAGCUUCCGGCCGAAAUGCGUUUGUUGGGGGAUGAAUAUGUGAAAAGCGAGUUUAGAGCGCAUCGGAGUAUUGAUAAUCCUAUUCACAUUGUCGGCUUCUUGACCGAAUGGCAACUGUAUGCUCAGCAAUUGGAGGGCGAUUCUUGGCAGGGCAAUAAAUUGGAUAAGGCGAAGCUUGAAAAGAUGAGUGAUCAACAAAUCGGCCAACUCUAUGAACUCAUGCAAGCUAUCCAGAACAAGUCCGAAGGAAGUGGAGAGCAAGAAUAA